UUCCCCCAAAUUCCUCAAAGAUGGUUUGUCUCACGUGUUGCAGGGCGUAAAAGCGGCUUGCAUUCAAUUAGCAGCGAAGCUCGCGGGCGCUGGCGGGACAGGCGCGUGAGGCCACAACACAUGCAUGUAUCUUCCUUGGACUAUCUUCCCUGCUCUGCCACACCGGGUCUGGAGAAGGGGUUUCAGCCCCAGGACAUUUACUGAGAGUCGGAGCCGCGAUGUUCCCCCUACGGGCCCUGUGGUUGGUCUGGGCGCUUCUAGGAGUGGCCGGAGCAUGCCCGGAGCCGUGCGCCUGCGUGGACAAGUACGCUCACCAGUUCGCGGACUGCGCUUACAAAGAGUUGCGUGAGGUGCCGGAAGGACUGCCUGCCAACGUGACGACGCUUAGUCUGUCCGCGAACAAGAUCACGGUGCUGCGGCGCGGGGCCUUCGCCGAUGUCACACAGGUCACGUCGCUGUGGCUGGCGCACAAUGAGGUGCGCACCGUGGAGCCAGGUGCACUGGCCGUGCUGAGUCAGCUCAAGAACCUCGACUUGAGCCACAACUUCAUAUCCAGCUUUCCGUGGAGCGACCUGCGCAACCUGAGCGCGCUGCAGCUGCUCAAAAUGAACCACAACCGCCUGGGCUCUCUGCCCCGGGACGCACUCGGUGCGCUACCCGACCUGCGUUCCCUGCGCAUCAACAACAACCGGCUGCGUACGCUGGCGCCCGGCACCUUCGACGCGCUCAGCGCGCUGUCACAUCUGCAACUCUAUCACAAUCCCUUCCACUGCGGCUGCGGCCUUGUGUGGCUGCAGGCCUGGGCCGCGAGCACCCGGGUGUCCUUACCCGAGCCCGACUCCAUUGCUUGUGCCUCGCCUCCCGCGCUGCAGGGGGUGCCGGUGUACCGCCUGCCCGCCCUGCCCUGUGCACCGCCCAGCGUGCAUCUGAGUGCCGAGCCACCACUUGAGGCACCCGGCACCCCACUGCGCGCGGGACUGGCGUUCGUGUUACACUGCAUCGCCGACGGCCACCCCACGCCUCGCCUGCAAUGGCAACUUCAGAUCCCCGGUGGCACCGUAGUCUUAGAGCCACCGGUUCUGAACGGGGAGGACGACGGGGUUGGGGCGGAGGAAGGAGAGGGAGAAGGAGAUGGGGAUUUGCUGACGCAGACCCAAGCCCCAACGCCGACUCCAGCACCCGCUUGGCCUGCGCCCCCAGCCACACCGCGCUUCCUGGCCCUCGCAAACGGCUCCCUGUUGGUGCCCCUCCUGAGUGCCAAGGAGGCGGGCGUCUACACUUGCCGCGCACACAAUGAGCUGGGCGCCAACUCUACGUCAAUACGCGUGGCAGUGGCAGCAACCGGCCCCCCAAAACACGCGCCUGGCGCCGGGGGAGAACCCGACGGGCAGGCCCCGACCUCUGAGCGCAAGUCCACAGCCAAGGGCCGGGGCAACAGCGUCCUGCCUUCCAAACCCGAGGGCAAAAUCAAAGGCCAAGGCCUGGCCAAGGUCAGCAUUCUCGCGGAGACCGAGACGGAGCCGGAGGAGGACACAAGUGAGGGAGAGGAGGCCGAAGACCAGAUCCUCGCGGACCCGGCGGAGGAGCAGCGCUGUGGCAAUGGGGACCCCUCUAGGUACGUUUCUAACCACGCGUUCAACCAGAGCGCAGAGCUCAAGCCGCACGUCUUCGAGCUGGGCGUCAUCGCGCUGGAUGUGGCGGAGCGCGAGGCGCGGGUGCAGCUGACGCCGCUGGCCGCACGCUGGGGCCCUGGGCCAGGCGGGGCUGGUGGAGCCCGGCGACCCGGGCGGCGACCCCUGCGCCUACUCUAUCUGUGUCCAGCGGGGGGCGGCGCGGCAGUGCAGUGGUCCCGCGUAGAGGAAGGCGUCAACGCCUACUGGUUCCGCGGCCUGCGGCCGGGUACCAACUACUCCGUGUGCCUGGCGCUGGCGGGCGAAGCCUGCCACGUGCAAGUGGUGUUUUCCACCAAGAAGGAACUCCCAUCGCUGCUGGUCAUCGUGGCAGUGAGCGUAUUCCUCCUGGUGCUGGCCACAGUGCCCCUUCUGGGCGCCGCCUGCUGCCAUCUGCUGGCUAAACACCCGGGCAAGCCCUACCGUCUGAUCCUGCGGCCUCAGGCCCCUGACCCUAUGGAGAAGCGCAUCGCCGCAGACUUCGACCCGCGUGCUUCCUACCUCGAGUCCGAGAAAAGCUACCCGGCAGGCGGCGAGGCGGGCGGCGAGGAGCCAGAGGAUGCGCAGGGGGAGGGCCUUGAUGAAGACGUGGAGCAGGGAGACCCAAGUGGGGACCUGCAGAGAGAGGAGAGCCUGGCGGCCUGCUCACUGGUGGAGUCCCACUCCAAGGCCAACCAAGAGGAGUUCGAGGCGGGCUCUGAGUACAGCGAUCGGCUGCCCCUGGGCGCCGAGGCGGUCAACAUCGCCCAGGAGAUUAAUGGCAACUACAGGCAGACGGCAGGCUGAACCUCCGCCCAUCCGGCCCGCCCAUUCCCGACCUCCACCUAGGGUGCCUGGGAGCAGCAGUCUAGGGCUGGCAGGACUUAUGUCCCCCGUCCCCAACCUUCACCUACUCCUCCCCCUUACUACUCCCCAACCUUGACUACCAGGGACUUCUAUUAGGGAGUGGGCCGAUUUCAUCAGUCCCUGCUACCCACGGCUGCCAUUCUCCCUGCGGGCUGAAUCCCCUUCCCCACCAAGCACAGUGUUUAUCUUACCCCAUGCAAGAAUCCACCCGCAGACGAUGGGCGAUAUCUAUGUCCCUCCAUUCGCGAUUAUCUGCGAAAUCCACCCCGCAGCACGCCCCACCGUGGGCUCUGGAGCCAGAGGAAACGAGCGGAAGACUUUGGAAACCUCGCGGUAACGCGGUGGUUUCGGGGCCAGCCAGGGCCAGUGGAGUGCUAUGGGGUCCCACCUCGACCCCUCCUCCUCCCUUUCUUUCUUUCUUUCUUUUUUUUUUUUUU
Molecule: messenger RNA, 2953 nt
Organism: Nomascus leucogenys (northern white-cheeked gibbon)
Lineage: Eukaryota; Metazoa; Chordata; Mammalia; Primates; Hylobatidae
Gene: ISLR2
Product: immunoglobulin superfamily containing leucine rich repeat 2
Biological process (GO): positive regulation of axon extension
Cellular component (GO): cell surface
Molecular function (GO): protein binding
Source: RefSeq, a predicted model, not a curated record